Molecule: messenger RNA, 1908 nt
Organism: Gambusia affinis (western mosquitofish)
Lineage: Eukaryota; Metazoa; Chordata; Actinopteri; Cyprinodontiformes; Poeciliidae
Gene: cdc50c
Product: transmembrane protein 30C
Exons: 7
Coding region: 390-1451 (353 amino acids)
Biological process (GO): phospholipid translocation
Cellular component (GO): endoplasmic reticulum; plasma membrane; Golgi apparatus
Source: RefSeq, a predicted model, not a curated record
GGAAAUCAUUUAUCAUAGCAACUUUAGAGUAAUUCACUUCUUUCUUUCUUCUUUUUUUUUAAAUCAGCGAAUAAAUAAUAAAUAUAUAUAUAUAUAUAUAUACGGUUACAGUCGGAUAAAACAGGAACUUGUUUCAGGAAAACAAGUUCUUUAGAGGUAGUUAAACAAUGAGACAAAGGUAACAGAAAAAGGUAGUUAGGCAAGAGAUUGUGGUUAAUAAAUGACAGGAUGCAACUGACUUCCCACUCACAAGUGCCUGGCGUGAGUGCUGUGUGUGUUUGAUUGCACAUAGGUGGAUAUCACUGAAGAUAAAAAAAAAUAAAAAAAACAGGAAAAGACAGACAGAGCGUCGUCUUCUCGGUUGCUGUUUUCAGCCGUCGUUCCCACUCAUGGGGAAAACCAAAGACAAGUCUGGGCCCCUGCCUCGGAGGCCGGACAACUCGGCUUUCAAGCAGCAGCGGCUCCCCGCCUGGUCUCCCAUGCUAACCGCUAACACCGUGCUGCCUUUCUUCUACCUGCUGGCUGUGAUAUGCAUGCUGCUCGGAGUGUGGCUGCUUCUCCUUGUACAGAGCACGCAGGAAAUAAAGCUGGACUACACCGAUCUGGGAAACUGUGAUGAGUGUUUCAACCUGCGUCGAAAUGUGAGCAACGCAGCGCAGACCUGCAGCUGUCGGGUGGAGUUUUCAAUUGACAAAACAUUUAAGGGCGAUGUCUUUUUCUACUACGGUCUCAAAAACUUCCAUCAGAACCUCCGCAGGUACAUGGACUCCAGAGAUGACGGACAGACGGUCGGGUGGAUAAAAAAGUUAAAGAACCCAAGUACGUAUUGUGAGCCGUUUGCAAAAGAUGAGGACGGAGUCCCCAUCGCUCCCUGUGGGGCGGUCGCCAACAGUAUGUUCAACGACUCCUUCGCCCUGACCUAUCACUCCUCCAGCGGCCAUCGUGUUCCUGUUCCUUUGCUGCGGAAGGGCCUCACCUGGUACACAGACAAAAACAUCAAGUUCCGCAACCCAAGGACGGACAAUCUAACUCUUGCUCAGGUGUUUGAAGGUACGAGACAGCCUCUGUACUGGCAGAAGCCUGUAUACAGUCUGGACCCACAUGACCCGAACAACAACGGUUUUAUUAAUGAGGAUCUGAUCGUCUGGAUGAGAGAAGCAGCUUUCCCCAACUUCAAGAAGCUUUAUGGGAUUUUAAAUAGAGCAGACGCCAACUUUGAAAAAGGGCUUCCGAAGGGAAACUACAGCAUCAAUAUAACCUACAACUUCCCUGUGCAGCACUUCCAGGGCAGAAAGGAAGUGGUGCUGACCACGCUGACCUGGUUCGGAGGCCAGAACCACUUCCUGCCGAUUGCUUACCUGGUAACCAGCAGCCUCAUCCUGCUGACGGCCGUCGUCCUCACCGUGGCCUGGUGGAAGUUCGGAAAGGAUGGGAAGAACAUGAAGGAAUGAAGCGUUGAGGACUGAAACUGUUGAGGGAAUGAGCUGAUCGAUACUCUUGCUGCUGAGAAGGUUUGCAAACCAGAGAUGGGGGAGACAAAGUGAAAAGAUUCAUGGAAUUUUAACGCUAGUUUCAGAGAACUAUCAACCAGUUUAUCCAUUUGUGAAAGCUUUCUUGUGCAAAUGUUGUAAACUAGUUGCUUUAAGAGGAAGUAGUCAUGCUGCAUUUUAAACCGUAGCAUUUUUAUUUAUUUGAAGACGUCACAUUAGGGCUGUGCUAUACUGGAGCACAAGGAUAAUGUGCUCCAGUAUAGCAUGGAGCACAUGUGAAAAACUUGGGAGUUUUUCCACAUCUUUCCGCUAAAGAAAGUUAAGUAAUUAAAGCACUUAUUCUGUUGUAUUUUUCUUUUAAAAAGAGUAAUUUGGGAGAUGUGAAUUGUUUAUUUGGAAUAAAGUUAAAAGGAUUAGA